Molecule: messenger RNA, 3659 nt
Organism: Piliocolobus tephrosceles (Ugandan red Colobus)
Lineage: Eukaryota; Metazoa; Chordata; Mammalia; Primates; Cercopithecidae
Gene: PITPNA
Product: phosphatidylinositol transfer protein alpha
Exons: 12
Coding region: 261-1073 (270 amino acids)
Biological process (GO): phospholipid transport
Cellular component (GO): cytoplasm
Molecular function (GO): phosphatidylinositol binding; phosphatidylcholine binding; phosphatidylinositol transfer activity
Source: RefSeq, a predicted model, not a curated record
CUGGUUGCCGCAGAGACGCCCCGCCCCCGCGCGGCGCUGCGGAACCGGAGCUCCGGGCGGCGUCGGCAGCGGCGGGAGAGGCGACGAGGCCGGGGCGGCAGGAGCCGGCGCGGCGACCGCGGCGAGGGCGGCGGGGACGGAGCAGACCACGACGAAGGCGCACAGGCAGCCGGGCCGGGCCGGGCCACGGGGAGAGCGGCCGGCGGGCAGCGGGCGGGAGGCCGGGCGGGCCGCGGGCAGCCACCGAGCCGCGAAGCGACAUGGUGCUGCUCAAGGAGUAUCGAGUAAUCCUGCCUGUGUCUGUAGAUGAGUAUCAAGUAGGGCAGCUGUAUUCUGUGGCUGAGGCCAGUAAAAAUGAAACGGGUGGUGGCGAAGGCGUGGAAGUCCUGGUGAACGAGCCCUAUGAGAAGGACGGUGAGAAAGGCCAGUACACACACAAGAUCUACCACCUGCAGAGCAAAGUACCCACGUUUGUUCGAAUGCUGGCCCCAGAGGGAGCCCUGAAUAUACACGAGAAAGCGUGGAAUGCCUACCCUUAUUGCAGAACCGUUAUCACAAAUGAGUACAUGAAAGAAGACUUUCUGAUUAAAAUUGAAACCUGGCACAAACCAGAUCUUGGCACGCUGGAGAAUGUGCAUAAGCUGGAGCCUGAGACGUGGAAACAUGUGGAAGCCAUAUAUAUAGACAUUGCAGAUCGAAGCCAAGUGCUUAGCAAGGAUUACAAGGCAGAGGAGGACCCAGCAAAAUUUAAAUCUAUCAAGACAGGCCGAGGACCCUUGGGCCCCAACUGGAAGCAAGAACUUGUAAACCAGAAGGACUGCCCGUAUAUGUGUGCAUACAAACUGGUGACUGUCAAAUUCAAGUGGUGGGGCCUGCAGAACAAAGUGGAAAACUUUAUCCAUAAGCAAGAGAGGCGUCUGUUUACAAACUUCCACAGGCAGCUGUUCUGUUGGCUCGAUAAGUGGGUUGACCUGACCAUGGACGACAUUCGAAGGAUGGAAGAAGAGACGAAGAGACAGCUGGAUGAAAUGAGACAAAAGGACCCAGUGAAAGGAAUGACAGCAGAUGACUAAAGCCACCCUUCCCCUCUGCACUUUUUGCAAGACAGUGGUCAACAGGAAGGCCCAGCAGCUCCACCCUCCCAAGCGACAGGCCAUCUUCAGACGCAGCCGUUCUGUGCCCAUUCUUCAGGCAACUUUCGAUCCCUUACUGUAGCUAAUUCUAGAUGCCCUUUAAUAUUGUGAACAAAUAGACCGUCUGGUGUUACAGAGCCCGCGUGUGCAGGAGCCUGCUCCUCUGAUACGUGGCGUGUAGGCUGCUGUAUUUACAGCUCCUCUGUCUCUCUCCAUUGUGUUCUGACCCAUUUCUGUGUGUGCCCCCGGCCUUUAUUUCCAAGUGAUAUUUUCAGUCUUUCAAAUAGCUGCCUUUUGUGAUGUGGUGAUUUAAAUGAUUUAAGUUCAUUUGUUCUCAACCUUGGGAUAAACUGAGGUAUUUUGCUUCCUGGGCAGAUCUUUGCAAUUUUGAGUGCUCAUGUGGGGAGAGGGGAUGAGCUAAAGAUACAGUGUUUCCCCUGCCCCCCCCACUUCCACAAAAUAGCAGUGUGGUUUUGCAGCUCUGACUUCUGCUCUCAGUAAUCCAUCGUUAGGGCACUCUAGCACUGUGGAGGUACCCAAGGCUCAGCCAGUCUCUAUUUAAGAAAAUUGAACAAAUAUGAAUAACCCUGCCCCAAUCACUGAAUCUCUAGUUACUACUCUUAGAAACACCUGUGGCUUCUUGGCCCUCCUGUUGCCCACUCUGAAUCUCUCUGCAGAACCUACAAAAUCACCCCAGUCAACUCUCCACUUGGAGGGAAUUCUCCUAGAAUGUGGCCCCUAGAAUUGAGUCGCCCCCUAGAUGCCAACUGUCCGACCCCGAGGAGCUCUGUACGUCCCCGCUCCUCCUCUUCCCUUUGGGGCUGGUGCUGCCACUCAGCAAUAAUCCUCUUUUCUCUGUGCUUUCUUAGGUCCCUGUCCUCUGUCUUUGAGGCUGGUUAGGACACAAGAGUCCUGAUCUUUCAUGCUGCACAAUAUGAGCAUGCAAAAAGCUUUUUCUAGCAGAACAUGUUCCCUCGUCUCCAGUUGCCGGAAAGGAAUUUGGGGAUCAAGAACUUAGCCCGUCCUACCCCCAUGUUGAGUUCUGUCCUGGAAAAUCCAAAGCAAGUAGUGAUCAUAGUACAGAACCCGACCAAAGUAGGCUGGUGAGGAAGUCCAGGCUCCAGGGGAAUAGACGCUGCCCAGUGUUCAUAGCUUCCUACAACUUGGCAGAGCCUGAGUUUGCCUCUUAGUGGGAGAAUCUGAGAGAGCUGUAGUGUCACCUGACAGUCCCCAAACCUUGUGAAGCACGUUGGCCUAAGUGUGCCAUGACCCCAGCCCACGCUAGCCUGGGUGCAUCUGCUAAUGAGAGACCAAAUCUUUGGGAAGCAAGAAGUGGGUGGGAGAAUGUAUCCUGUUUUUGUCAGUUUGUUUGCCUUACUCAUUUCUAAGUGCAAUAAGGGAGUGUCUCACAGGAUUGCACCUGUGCCAUCCUGAUGGACGCUUCCCUGUGGCCCUCCUGGGGCAAGGGUGGACAGACUCAGACCCCCAGCAUGGUUAGCUCUGACCUUCAUUGAGGUCCCUUUGGAACCAGAUGUCUUGUUACAGACACCUUCCUCUAUGUGAGUCUCCUCACCUUGAGGGGUCUUUAUUAAUGCAUCUGGGUAGCAUCUCAACUGCUGGUAGCAUUUAUCUGACUUGGAAAGUUGGAGAAGAGGCAUUCCUACUGGAGAAAAAUGUAAAUGUUUUCCUGUAAGCUCUGUAUUAGCUAUUAAUUAUAUUUGUACUUAAAGAUGUCCCUUCUUCAUUCAUCAACUAGGGGAAGUCCAGAUGUGGGUUAUCUCGAAACAGACAAACUAACAUUCUAGGCAGACAGUUGUUUACGUGGUCUGACGGUCAGCAGCUGUUAGUCUCCUUCCUUUGGUUGUUGAGACCCACACAUAUCACUUUAGCUCUAACGAGGGCUCCUCCCACCUCCACCUGUUGCCCCAGUUGAAAAGCAUCCAUUAUGAGCUAAGGUCAGCCUGGAUCUGGAACUCCAGCCCACAUAAACAAAGGAGGAUGUCCCUGGUCUGUUCCAUCCCCAUGGAUGGUGUUGCUGCUGGGCAACAGUCUUGGCUUCUUUUAAGUACCCCCUUUCCUUGUCAACACCCCUCCCGGCCCCGGCCCCAAACUGACUAGCACUCAGAGGGACUUACGAUAAAGGCUCAGCUCCAGGGGUAGUACCUGAGUGUGUGCCAUGCCGCUUCAGACCAGCUGCUUCCAUUAGAAUUCCAGGGUCACAGCCCCAACAGAAGCAGCAAUGCCUCUGUAGGAGGGGUGCUGGGCUCUGGCCUUCUCAUGCAGAGAGGUCUGGGACAGGGUCAGUAUCGUGGGCAUGUGUAUAGCUUCCCAAGUUCUCCUUUACAGUCCCUACUGGGACUCCCUGACUUACUUUGGUUGGUUCCUAGUGCUACUUCUUUUACAAACUACACUUUGUAGAAUUGAUUAGAUUACCUUGUUUAUUUAAUGUGAGUUUGUGCCUUUUUGUCUCAAUCUUCCAAUACAGGUAUAUUGAGAAAAAAGCAGUCUAAUAAAAUCCUAGACAGA